GGCUCAUUGCGCAUAUCUCAUGAGAAAAAGUGAGGGAACACACAGGGACAUCAACGGGGUGACGCCAGGUCGGGAUUUGGCCUCAGCCUGCCAUGGCUCGACUCCGGCGCUUCGGCUUGGUGCAACUGGCGGCCUUGGUCUUCGUGGCACCCCAUUGCUUCACAGCACCCAAAGCAGUGCUGAGCUCUCGGAGAGAUGCUCGCGCUCGCCGCUUGCGGGCCUUGCCGGACUUCGACUUGAACAGCAUCGUUGAUAGAACGGAGAUGCAGCUCUGCAAUACUACGUUGAAACUGACCAGCUCUGUCUUCGGGUUUCCGGACUACGACAGUCUGCUGACCCUCAACAACAACGGCACAGCGCGCUUCUAUGCAGGCAUGGUGAGCAAAGAGAUGGGCGCUUGGUCGGUGGUCGAGGGUGAUCCAGAAGAAGGUGAGGAUCCUAGCGACCUGUACUUAGAGUGGACCCAGCCCCUCACCGACACCUACAAGGAGUCCUUCACUGUGCCGGGAGGCACCGCCUUCUGGCGCGGGAAGCUGAACUUUCGGACCACCAAGUCCAAGAAGCAGAAGGUGUUCGUGGAGGGUGGCAUCGUGGUGUCCGAACGGGACGAGGGGAAGAAGCUGGUGCGUGAAGGCAUCUUCUCAGCUCAGUCGGCCAGCGCGAAGAUGAUCGAGGAGACCAUCCAGAAGGCGCGGGAGGCCUUCGAGCGUGCGCUGACCACGCCCAAGGCGGAGACCAGUGGCUUCAAGACCCCCGCCAGGAUCGCGGGUGCGGGUGGCACUCGGGUGAAGAAGGCCUUGCCGGGCACCAAGCUCGGCGGCCAGCUGGACAAGGGAGACCUGGACCUCCUGGAGGACGGCAAGGGGAAGACCUAAGCUCAGCCAUGCGGCCAUGGCCGACUCCGUGCCGAGUUCUCCGUCUCCGGGUCUGCAGCGGCAGAUGUUUCACCUUAUGAGGAGUGUCUUUGAUUUGCACCGGAUGCGCUCCAAAUGG
Messenger RNA from Effrenium voratum, 993 nucleotides. The record is from the annotation of a GenBank genome assembly. NCBI's taxonomy places the organism in Eukaryota, Dinophyceae, Suessiales, Symbiodiniaceae.